Messenger RNA from Symbiodinium necroappetens, 170 nucleotides. NCBI's taxonomy places the organism in Eukaryota, Dinophyceae, Suessiales, Symbiodiniaceae. The record is from the annotation of a GenBank genome assembly.
AUGCGCAAGAGGAUGGCCGUGAGGUCUGCGGCCGCUGUUAUGGAGAAGUACACCUCCAUGUGCAAGGACUCCGACCCACCAGAGUCGAUGAGAAGGCGGUUUGAGGCUGUUGUGGCUCAGGCGCAGGAGGACAUCUGCAAGGCCAUCGAGGACUGCGAUGGCGGAGCCAA